This is a messenger RNA of Aspergillus welwitschiae, 606 nucleotides long. RefSeq lists its product as uncharacterized. The record is from RefSeq and is a predicted model, not a curated record. Lineage: Eukaryota; Fungi; Ascomycota; Eurotiomycetes; Eurotiales; Aspergillaceae. The transcript has a single exon. Bases 130 to 483 code for a protein of 117 amino acids.
CGCGUAUCGCUGGCGAAGCGCUGGCCGUGACUGGAACUGCAGCCCUCGUUCCUCAACCGAAACUGAAGUCUCUUGGGAGACGGUGGCCUCCAAUCAAUCCAUCCCGCAACCCUUGUGUCCCGCUCAUCGAUGGCGCAGAUGUCACGCAGGAUGCAAGCCUCCUCUGGAAGGUUCAGGGCUGGGCGACCUGCUACUGGUUGGAACAUCGACGCUCGGCUCUCGCAGCAGCUGGGCUUGAAGCGCCGUGGGGAGCCAGGCGUUUGGCAACUGGCGUGUGCUAAUCUUCCAUUCCACAAUGCUCCUCUUCCUAUCAGUACAAGUGAGGUGGCACAUCCAAUACAACCCCCCAAUGAAUGCUAUUGCUGUUCCGCAGCCACCUUGUCGAGCGGAGGAAUCCCCCGUUCUCAUCAGCUGAGCAAGCCUCCAUAUAAUCGCGCGAAUUUCCCGAGGUAUCCUCACAGUAUUGAAACACCUAUUGGAUAAACUCUACGAACUGUUCGACUGCAUUGCAUCCUGUUGGUAUACCAACAAUAGGCAGAACAAUUCUAGUUUUUCCCGCGCAACCAAUGGACCUCAGGCAUUUGGCAGCAUCCGCUCAUGCUGGGU